CUCAAACUCCCAGGCUCGUCACUCCGCAGUGAAGCUUCAUCAGCCUCAACUCAAAGCCCUCCUCUCCUCGUCGUCGACAGCGAAAGUAGAAAACCCUUAAAGAAAAAUGGCCGCCGCUAUCCAAGCUCUGCUCGUCCUGGCCCUCCUUCACCUCGCCACUGCGACGCCUGUCAUUGGCAAGCAGACAGUGAGCACUUUGUCUACGGGAUAUCUGGGCCACCCUGUGGUGGGAGGCCUUGGCUAUGGAGGCCUGGGCUAUGGAGGUCUGGGCGUUGUUGGUCUGGGCGUUGCUGGUCUAGGCUAUGGUGGUCUAGGCUAUCCCGGAGCGGCUCUUGGAGGAGUCUACACGCACCAUGCAGCUGGGCUCGUUCACCCUUACGGUGGACUCGGAUACCAUGCGGCCCCCUAUCACCAUGCCCUCGGAGGACUCGGCUACCCCCUGGGCAUUGGCGCCGGUGUCGUGGCUCCCCACGUGGUGAAGGGCAAAAUCGCUGCCCCGUUGGCGCCUGUUGUUGCUGCCAUCUAAAUCGUCACCGCCCUGCGUCCCCGUCUGCAGAUGACUCAAGACUCCGGUGAAGAAGUGACUUGACGAACGUUAUGGACAGCCGCCGCCAACCACCACCCGCAAAAAAAAAGGGGGCAUAGGUUCACCACCUACUCCCCUUCCCAUACCUGCCCAUUCAUACCGACUGACCCCAACCCAUCCUACCCAAGUCCAUUGACUCUCACACAAACUCUUAUCAUCGGCGGUCAUGGUUUAUUUUCGCCGUUCGUUCAGUUCCUGAACCCCCUAAUCCCAUGCCAAUUUCCUGCAACAAAAACGCCAUUCGGACCCUUGAGUGAGCGAGUGAGUUGUGUGAAUUUCGUGACGCAAUUGGGUGGGCGGGUGUGCCGGUGUCUGUCCGUAACGUUUUUUUUUCCUAUCAUCUGUGCAAUGUCCUUCUUGUGUUCCGGAUUCAAAUAAAAAAUUUAACCGUA
Petromyzon marinus (sea lamprey) is the source of this 978-nucleotide messenger RNA. The record is from RefSeq and is a predicted model, not a curated record. NCBI's taxonomy places the organism in Eukaryota, Metazoa, Chordata, Hyperoartia, Petromyzontiformes, Petromyzontidae.